CAUUAUUAUUCAUUACCACUACUUACAUUUAUUAUUCAUAUCGGUAGAUAUACACAGACAGUGGGGAGAGAGAGAGAGAGAGAGAGAGAGAGAGAGAGAGGCUUUGCCAGCACAGUACACAACUGGUUGCGCAGAGCGCUGAACAAGAGUGUACUGUUGUUGUUACUUGCUCACUCACUCACUCACAAUGGGGGUUUUGGAUCACAUCUCAGACAUGUUCGACUGCUCAAGUGGCCAUUCCAAGCCCAAGAAACGCAAGCAACUCCAGACUGUGGAGAUAAAGAUAAAAAUAGACUGUGAAGGAUGCGAGAGGAAGGUGCGGAGAUCUGUGGAGGGAAUGAAAGGGGUGAGCUCGGUGGAGGUGUCGCCUAAGCAAAACAAGCUGACGGUGGUUGGGUAUGUGGAGGCGGAGAAGGUGGUGGCGCGUGUGGCGCACCGCACUGGAAAGAAGGCUGAGCUGUGGCCAUAUGUCCCGUACGACGUGGUGGAGCACCCUUAUGCACCUGGUGUCUACGACAAAAAAGCCCCCGCGGGAUACGUCCGCCGCAGCAGCAACACUUCCGAGGGCUUUUCGCAGCUUUCUAGGGCCACCUCCACCGAAGUCCGCUACACAACUGCUUUCAGCGAUGAGAAUCCUGCCGCGUGCGUGCUCAUGUGAUCUUCAAUCUCAGAUGAAUGAAUUCUCGGUUAGUUACAUCAAUCAUCAUGCAUAUCAUAACAUACCUUGUUCAUGCUGUUUGCUUUGGUUAGGUUAGAUUAGAUUAGGUUAUGUUAUGCUCUCUAUUUAUGUUUUUUGUCUCUCUUUCUGAAUAUGAUUUCGUUUGCUUUUUGAUAUGAUUCUAUGAUAUGAUGUCUUCAUCAUCACAUUUGCGUGUAGUGUCUUAAUUGGUUGAAGAUGAACAAAACAUCCUUCCUUGUGUUCCAUUGUUCAAUCA
Messenger RNA from Andrographis paniculata, 935 nucleotides. Its product is annotated as heavy metal-associated isoprenylated plant protein 26-like. Gene Ontology annotation, molecular function: metal ion binding. The transcript is spliced from 2 exons. The coding region runs from base 188 to 658 and encodes 156 amino acids. The record is from RefSeq and is a predicted model, not a curated record. Lineage: Eukaryota; Viridiplantae; Streptophyta; Magnoliopsida; Lamiales; Acanthaceae.